Messenger RNA from Venturia canescens, 3657 nucleotides. Its product is annotated as tachykinin-like peptides receptor 86C. Gene Ontology annotation, molecular function: neuropeptide Y receptor activity; tachykinin receptor activity. Gene Ontology annotation, cellular component: plasma membrane. Lineage: Eukaryota; Metazoa; Arthropoda; Insecta; Hymenoptera; Ichneumonidae. Gene Ontology annotation, biological process: G protein-coupled receptor signaling pathway. The record is from RefSeq and is a predicted model, not a curated record. Bases 947 to 2269 code for a protein of 440 amino acids. The transcript has 8 exons.
GCCACUUGUUAAGGAGUUGCAACGGUGCAGAUCGAGAAGAUAAUCUCCAUUAAAAGGACUCCUCGGUACAUUUAUUCGAGCAAGUGUGUACGUGUUCCAAAACAAUACAAAAAGGCUUCGGAUACUAAUUUCUAAAAGAAGAACGAAAUAUCGAAACGGUAUUGGGCUCAAGGGAUUGUGAAGAUAUAAGAAAAAUAAAACGUUGAUAAAAAAAUUGAAAAGCGAAUCCCAUGAUUUUGGAUGUUAGCGAUAAAGCUCGAUGGGCUUUGGUGGGACGAUUGAACUUGCAACACUCUUUGUUUCGCAUCGUUUGAAACACGCGCCCGAGCGUUUCAUCGCGAAAAGUACAGACACAAAAGAAUCUCGUGUUAUUAAAUUCUGGAAGUUUUCAAAGUUUUCACAUUUUGCGAAAGGAAGUAUGCAGGGAAUAUGUGAUGAGAGGAACUCGUGUAGAGCGUUCGCUUUCAGGACGAAAUAAAUUUGACGUAUUCCGAGAAACUUUGAAAGAGUUGCAUUUGUGUUUGAAGAUGUGAGGAAAGUUUGGUAAAGAAAGUAACGACGAAAGGCGCGCGUCCCAGCCGAGAUCCUCGGUUGACAAUGAGACUAUGCGUUUCGCAUUUCCUUCGGAAUAUGUUCCAGCGAGCUCGGGAUUAAUUGUCAGGAGGCGAAAGUUCGAAACUCCAUUCUCGAGGAAAAGAACUCUCUUUUUGUCCAGGAGUUCAUUUAGUCGGAAUGGAAUUUGACGCUUGAUACAAAACCCUCGAGAUUGCGUUAUGAAAUACUCACUUGCUCGUAGACCUAGGUCCGUAUGCGGUGGAAUAAAUCGACGAAAAGACGAAUUUAUUUGACGAAACAAAAAGUUCAACGUUGGUGCGAUCUCGAUGUGAUUAAGUGCGAAGAAACGAUCCGAGAAUAUAAGCAGCAAUUUUGAUAAUUCUUCAGAAACAUGAAUGGAGUAAGCUUGGAUCGCUGGUACAACUGCAGUGCAACAGUUCUCGAGCAGGACAUAAAUUAUGUGUUGGGACUUAAUCGCAGUGAGCUGUUCAGCGUUCUCAGCGAUGUUCUUGUGAGAUCGACGAGACGAGAGUUUCUACGAUCUGCACUCACCGAUUGCCUUUUCACUGGACAGGAGCGUCCCUUUGAUUUGGCUUGGUGGCAAAAACUUUCUUGGUCGAUGGUGUUUGCUGUUAUUUUGCUCAUUGCUACGGGAGGAAAUAUAAUCGUCAUGUGGAUCGUGCUCGCGCACCGAAGGAUGCGCACUGUCACCAAUUACCUAUUGGUGAAUCUAUCGGUAGCAGAUUUGAUGAUGUCCUUGCUCAACUGCAUUUUCAAUUUCAUCUUUAUGCUCGACUCCAAUUGGCCCUUCGGGGUGGCUUACUGCACCGUCAACAAUUUCGUGGCAAACGUCACCGUGGCAUCGAGUGUCUUCACCCUCGUCGUAAUAUCAUUUGACAGAUACAUGGCGAUCAUGCGACCCCUGAAGCAUCACAUGUCACGUAGACGAACCAUAAUUGCUCUCAUUUCGAUAUGGUUGGCGUCCGCGUUAUUGGCUAUGCCUUGUUUGCUGUAUUCCACAACGAAAACCAGAAAGUAUUCGAAUGGGAAGUCACGAAUAAUUUGUUAUCUUCUGUGGCCAGAUGGAGAUUAUCUCAACAGUAAAACCGAGUAUAUAUACAACUUGGUAUUCCUGGGGGUAACGUACCUCAUACCGAUGGCGGUGAUGGCCGUGUGCUACACUCUCAUGGGACGCAAAUUGUGGGGUUCGAAAUCCAUCGGGGAGCACACCGAAUAUCAAAAAGAAUCGAUGAAGUCAAAACGAAAGGUUGUGAAGAUGUUUAUCAUCGUCGUGACAAUAUUCGCAGUGUGCUGGUUACCCUACCACGGAUUCUUUAUUUUCCUCUACCAUCACCAACGCUUUACGAGAACCACUUACGUGCAGCACGUGUAUCUUAGUUUUUACUGGCUCGCAAUGUCCAACGCCAUGGUUAAUCCUAUUAUCUACUACUGGAUGAACACGAGGUUUCGAGUAUACUUUCAACAGAUCAUCUGUAAAUGCUGCUGCAUGAUGGGACGUUCGAAUAUGAGAAGCCGUCAAAUGCAAGAAAUGGCAGCCCUGCAACGUUCUGACAUCGCCCAUUCAGGCCGUAUGAAAUCAACGUCAAUUCGAUGGCGACACAGUGCAGGGGAAAGUCACCUGCAAGCUUUUCGUAUGGACUCACGUUCCAUAUGCGAAAAAAUCCAUCCACGAGAAAACGUAGCUAUUAUUUGAAGUAGAUGAAGAUACUCAUUAGAGAUGAAAAUAUAUGAGGAACGAGACUUUACUGAUUUUUGACGUCACCAUUUCGGAGAAAAAAAUACGUACAAAAACGAGGGAAAGAAAUGAAGAAAAAAAGAUACGUCGAGCGUUCGUACGUCAAUUGAUUGCAGGAGACAUAUAUUUCUAUGCGAGUGUAAAAAAAAAAGAAUUGGCAAGAUAAUUCAACGGAUUCGGUAUUCUGCGAUACGAAAUACAGUGAUAAAGAUAUUUUCGUGAUAAUUUUUCUUAAUUACAUAGCAAUCUAUUUCAUAAGUUCGUCGUUUAAUCCAGAUGGAACACAAAGAACUUAAUUUUAAGGAACACCCUUGUCUUUUUUACGAACGAUUUUUUUUCUCGUUAAGAUACAAAAGAAUGUUAUUCUUUUAUCAGUUUGUUGGUCAAUGAUUUAUUUCCAUGUGAUGUAUUGAUGCACAAUAUAUUGUUAAUUAGAGAAGGCUCGCUUGACACUUUAGCAGACUUCUGACGAAUGAUAUUGAAUUUGAAUACAACGAUUGGAAUAAUAAUUCGAUUUUCAAUGUUAGAGGAAAAAUGGUCGUCAGAAAAAAUACAGGAAUUGUUGAAACAGCGCCACACCGAAUACGAAAAGAGUCAAAAAAGUUGUGAAAUACUAUCGAUAUUAAGUGCUGGUUUCUUGGCAGACGUGUCAAAUUUGAAGAGAAUUUUCGUGAAGCUGCAGAAUGGAUUUUCUUUUCAUUCGAAAAACGAUCAUUAAAUUAACAGUUAGUAGAAAAUAUUCGAAAAAAAAUAAUGUGCUCGGAGGUUGAAAUUCACUUGAAACCAAUUGAAAACCCCUGAGCUAUCCUUUUGAUUUUUCCAAACGUUGUUAAAAUUCCUGCCUAACUUUUUUUAAAAUCGUUGAUUUUAUACGAGAAUUAUUUGUGACUAUGAGAAGAAAGAAGGCAAUAUGCAAAAAUACUGUCAAUGUCAGAAUGUCAAUCGAUUCAAGUUGCAUUGAAAUUUAUACUGUUAAGUAUCAUGUCCUAGAGAAAACAUUGUUACACUAUUAAGCUGCGUACCUAAAUUGGUGUAAUUCAAUAAACUCGAGGAAAAAAAAUAUCGAUUUUCUAAAAUACAAAAAAAAUGUAAAUGUAUUUCUGGCAAAUGAAGUAACAAACGUCGACAAUAGACAUUUUUCUGCGUUUACUAAAAUAUCGAAAUAUUGAGUUCACAUUGAAUUGAACGACAAUACAUUCGUACAUCAUAAAAUGUUGGUUACGUUGGCUGUUAAAUAUCAACUAAAAUUCCAAGUCGGUAUUCCGAUCUUUCCAAUUAUAUAUGGUAUGUGUAUAAAAGUGAUAUAUAAGAUCAUCGUUACAAUAAAUUGAUUUUAUCAUAUAAAA